Messenger RNA from Spea bombifrons (plains spadefoot toad), 969 nucleotides. It is a transcript of the gene UCN, whose product is annotated as urocortin. Gene Ontology annotation, molecular function: hormone activity. Bases 20 to 505 code for a protein of 161 amino acids. The record is from RefSeq and is a predicted model, not a curated record. Gene Ontology annotation, cellular component: extracellular region. The transcript has a single exon. Lineage: Eukaryota; Metazoa; Chordata; Amphibia; Anura; Pelobatidae.
UCGUCGAGAACCUUAUAACAUGAAGACGGCCCCCCUGCUGCUACUUACCUGCUACUUACUCCUGUCAGCCCCGGCUGGCGCCCGACCGUUAGACAGGGGCAUCUUUGAGGUUCCUCGUCUCAGCCUGAGCGGGGUGUUGAGUGAGGACAGCGCCCAGGCUCUGCUCUACUUCCUGAAGGAGAAGUUCCAGCAGGAGGCGGAAGGCGAUCCUCAGGUCCAGCUGAGGCUGAGUAAGGGUUCCCCCUCAUCAGAUCGUCAGGUCCCCCCUCAGGAGCUCGGUCCUGUCCUCAGCUUCUUGGGGACUCUGUUCCAGGAGACCAGUCCCAACGAGUCACCCAAGAGCCUCCUGGAGAUGUUCUCCGACCGACUGAAGAGAGAGGACCCCCCGAUCUCCAUUGACCUCACUUUCCACAUUCUCAGGCACAUGAUAGAGAUCGCCAAAACCCAGAACCAAAACAAGCAGGCGGAACAGAACCGCAUCAUCUUCGACUCGGUGGGGAAGUGACAGCUCCAGGAGCAGACAUUGCUCCUCGGUCCCAAGCAGCCUCGCUCUCCCUACCAGCAAUGGUGGGAACGACCCCUAUGCAACCAAGACUUAGCACAGGAUGGCAUCGGCUGGGGUCGGACGCACCUCAUAGACUCGCAGAGACAGGAGGGAGGGUCUGAGCUGUGGGGUAUCUCCUGGUGUAUCUGUCCCAAAUUACAUCGCUCUAAUCACGCAAGACUCCUGCUGUUAUUUGCGCCCCUCGGGGGUCUCGUCUUUUUCCGUAAUGGUGGCUUAUUGGCAGGAGUUCUAGGAGAACACCGGUCCGUUAUGAUGUAAGGACUGCUUCCUUUUAGUAGAAGAGAAUGGAGGAUCUGUCCGGACCCUCCUUAGUUCCAACAUGACCUUUCUAGAGUCGCAGAGACCACCCGGGCUACGUGCCACAGCCAGGAAGCUGCUCUCAGGGACCCCUUUCCCCGUCCUGU